CGUCAGUACCAAGGAGGAUGCCGCCAAAGCCGACGUCGACGACCGUGGAGGACCUCACGCUCCUGGUGACGCUGGAUGAGGUCACGAUUCUAAAGGCCCUGCAAGCACGGUUCAAUCAGAACUUCAUUUACACCAGCACGGGUGCAAUCUUGCUCGCUAUCAACCCGUUCCGUCCCCUCGACCACCUCUACACGGACGCAGUCAAGGACACAUACAUCGAACAUGGAAACCUCGUCAUGAUGGGUGAGAAGAACGUGCCCAAGCUGCCGCCGCACGCCUAUGCGGUUGCCGACACGGCAUUCCGUGAUAUGAACCGAGACAUGUGGAUUCGCCCGGCGACCCCGAACACGUCGGCAGUCUUGCACGCGGCAGAGCCUGAAGCACCUCCCAUGGUGUCGUCGAACCAGAGCAUUCUCGUGAGUGGUGAAAGUGGUGCUGGGAAGACCGAAACGGCCAAAAUCAUCAUGCAGUACCUCGGGUCGGUGUCCAUGGCGACGGCUCACGAAGGCUACGCCAAGGAACAUAUUCGCAAUCGAGUGCUCGAGUCAAAUCCAAUCCUCGAAGCGUUUGGGAACGCCAAAACGAUGCGAAACAACAACAGCAGUCGAUUCGGAAAGUUCAUUCGACUGGGCUUCGAGCCGAAUGGAUCCCUCUUGGGGGCGUCGAUCCUGACCUACCUUCUCGAACGCGUGCGCCUGGUGUCCCAGGGUCCUGGCGAGCGGAACUACCACAUAUUCUAUGAGCUGCUGGCAGGAGCAUCUCCCGAAGAAGCAGCCGAAUUCAGUCUUGCUUCUGCCGAAACGUUUCGGUACCUGAACCAAUCUGGCUGCAUCCUUCGCCAAGACGGCGUCGACGAUGCGAUGAGUUACCGCGACACGAUUCACGCCAUGACAACCCUUGGGAUCGACCGAGACGAACAAAAGAAUGUGCUGCAGCUCGUCGCUUCGAUCUUGCAUCUCGGCAACAUCGAAUUCGACGCGGCCGCCGGCGACAGCGGUGGCAGUGCGGUGCGCGCCACUUCGGCGUCCGCCCUCGCGAUGGCCAGUCGGCUGUUGGGAGUCGACGAACCAACGCUGGAACGCAGCUUGACGUCGAAAGCGAUCCAGGCGGGCGGAGACCAAGUCACGGUCCUCCUUGGUCCAGACAAAGCCGUUGUGACCCGCGACGUGAUUGCCAAGACAUUGUACGCCGAGUUGUUUGACUGGCUCGUGGCCCGCAUCAACAAAUCGAUCGAGUACGCGCCGCGGGACGCGGCGACGGACCGGUUCAUUGGGAUCGUCGACAUUUUUGGGUUUGAGAUCUUUGCGACCAACUCGCUCGAGCAAUUGUGCAUCAAUUACGCCAACGAGAAACUGCAGCAACUGUUUGCGUCGUUCGUGUUUGAGAAAGAGCAGGAAGAGUAUGUGAAAGAAGCCAUUCCGUGGUCCUUCGUCACGUACCCGAACAACGAUCUGUGCGUGGCGCUGUUCGAGUCGCGGCCCAAGGGACUGCUGCCCCUCCUGGACGAAGAAUCGCGGCUCCCGACCGGCAACGACUCGCACUUGAUUCAGAGCUUCUACUCGUUGUUUCAAGACCACACCCACUUCACCGUGUCGCCGCUGCAAAAAAAGAUCCUCCACUUUCAAAUCGUGCAUUACGCGGGCCCUGUCACGUACGUCGGCGACGGGUUCUGCGACAAAAACAAAGACCAUGCCCAUGCUGACGCACUGGGAUUCAUGGCGACGUCGACUGUCCCGCUCUACAAGGCCGUGUUUGACCAGGCGCGCCUGCUCGCAUCCAUCACACCGUCGUCAUCCAAGCAGCCAUCCACGGUCGUCCACAAGUUCAAGUCGCAGCUCGCCAGCCUCCUCGCGUUGCUGCAUACGACGGAGCCGCACUUUAUUCGGUGUGUCAAACCCAACGACGCGAUGAGCGCCAACCGGUUUGACGAAGUGCGGGUCACCGAGCAGCUGCGGUGCUCGGGCGUUCUCGAAGCGGCCAAAAUUUCCCGGACUGGGUACCCGCUGCGAUUCUCCCAUGCUGCGUUUGUCCACUCGUACUUGUGUCUGUGUCCGGGCGUUCGGUUGCCGCCGUCGUCAUCGGACGAUCCGUCGCCGCCAAGUUUGCGCUCGACGGCCCAGGAAAUCAUUGCGGCGAUUCUAGCGGGAUCGUUCAUGCAACCGCCAUCGGAGCCACCGGUCGUCCUCGUCCAGGAAGAAGGCCGCGCGUCGUUUCAGGUUGGCCUGACCAAGGUGUUUAUGGUCCUGUCCGUGUACGAACAACUCAACGCAGUCCGGGAAUCCUUGUUUGGCGACAGCGUGCUCGACAUGCAGCGCAUGAUUCGAGGCUGGCUCGCUCGUGUGCACUACCGUCGAUGUCGCCAAGCAAUCCUGACCAUCCAGUCGACCUUCCGCAUGCUGCGCAUUCGCCGUGCGUUCCUCCAGCUGCGCCACUCGAUGCUCGUCGUGCAAAAAGUCGUGCGUGGCCAUCUCGCGCGGGUUCGGGUGCGACAUCUCCGGCGACACCGCGCGGCCGUCCGUAUUCAAACAGUGCUGCGGAUCCACAUCGCCAAGCGAAUCGCCAACCACCGCCGCGUCCAUCAGGCGAUGCUGCCCGUCGUGUCGGAGCUCACGAGCGUCCUCGAGUAUUCCAAGCAGUUUGAACUCACGCAGCAGUUUGAGCAGCAACAAGACUACGCCAAUUCGUCGACCAACGGUCGAUCGGGCACUGGUGGCCGCACGAUUCGACUCGAUGAAUUCAGCGACGACGAUUCAGACGACGACGACAGCAUUGUCAUGGGCGACCGACACGCAGACAUUGCCGCCGACAGCAACUACGGCGGGUGGGGACGCCAUCGCGGCACGUCCCAGUCCGGGAUGGCAGCACUCACGUACGAAGUCGCUGUCUUGCAAGGCGGACAGCUAGGCGUAUGCUUUGAACGUCGCGACGGGCUAUACGUCGCGCACAAGUUGCAUCCAACCCUCAGUCAUUGCGUGGACAUUGCGAUGAUAAGUCCGGGGGAUGUUCUGGUCGCCAUGAACAACCAGCCUCCGCUCCUUUCGUCGACGUUGGAGGUGCAGAGCCCCCACGGAGCGCUGCACUUCCUUCCGCCCGCGACGUACUACACAACGUUUCGGUUCGAGAAACCAAAGAGUCCCGUGGCGGUCCAGGCGGGGGUGUCGUCGCUGACGACGAAUGCCAAGGCCGUCGAGGUGCUGUGGCUCGCGGAACCCUCGCUCGGCGUGUCUCUCCGAAUGCACCCGACGCUGCGAGUCCCACAAGUCGGUCAAAUCAACCACUUUGACAACCCUGGCAUGAUCAACCUCCAUGAAGGCGAUAUCUUGAUCGCGCUCAACGGCGUCGACAUCCGCCGCAUGGAGUUUAGCAUGGCCCUCGCCUUGCUCAAGGACGCCGCGCGACCACUCGUCCUUACCUUUGAAUCCGUGGUCGACACGUACGCCACGCCGGCCUUCACGUUGCUGGACGGUUCCUUCCUUUACCACGUCGUGUGGGACGGUGGGCAGCUCGGUCUGUCCCUGUCCAAGACGACGACGUUGUACCCCAAAGUCGUUCAUGUCAACGUCGACCAGCCUGGGACGGCCAUGAACGUGAUGAAGAAGCGCCUGGCCAUGGGCGAUGUCAAAGUGUCGCGAGGCGAUUCGCUCGUCAAGGUCAACCACCAAAGCGUUCGGGAAGUGCCGUACUCGCAGUUGCUCCAACAGCUUCGAGACGGGCCCAAGCCCGUGAUUCUGACCUUUCAAAAGCGAAAGCGACCCAAACUGCCGACGACCGGCCUUAGAUGAGACCGCAGCUUAAUCUGACACGUUCGUGCGUUUUCGUGUGGGUAUCUCAUGCUGUGCGUUAUGUGCCCAACGGGACGAGAUUGGACCUGCC
Molecule: messenger RNA, 3873 nt
Organism: Aphanomyces invadans
Lineage: Eukaryota; Oomycota; Saprolegniomycetes; Saprolegniales; Verrucalvaceae
Exons: 1
Coding region: 18-3782 (1254 amino acids)
Biological process (GO): vesicle transport along actin filament; actin filament organization
Cellular component (GO): cytoplasm; actin cytoskeleton; myosin complex
Molecular function (GO): microfilament motor activity; actin filament binding; ATP binding
Source: RefSeq, a predicted model, not a curated record